AGAACGGUGGUACUCAGCUGUAUUCCAAAAGGUUGUAGCCUCAGAAAUGUCUUGUCACAAGUUUGUGGAGGACCAUUGGAAAGGUUGGCCUUUCACGAUUCAGAACUGCCCAGCUUGGAGCUCGUGUUCAUUUUUCCAGAGGAUGCCUAUAAAUUCUACUCCUAUUGCAAUAACACAGGCCAUUUCGUGAUAAACGGAGUAAAGGUCAAGACAGAUUGGGCUUUAGGUUCUACCACAGACGCAAAAUGUCACCAACCCGCAAUAUCCAAAGGGUUGAUGAACGAAAUAACCCAGCUUGGCUCUAGAAGAAUUCUAAUCUUUGCACAAACUGUACCUAGAAAAGUCCUCGUCAGCAACAAAAAGCUCUUUUACCCCGAUCCAGAACUACACUUUUCCACUUGUCUUGAUAUCAAGCAGAUCAAGAAGGAAUUUUCACACUAUGGUGAGGUUGUUUAUCUGGGUCCGAUUAUAUCCAGAAAAUUGAGCUUUUCAGUCCAUUUUUCCGAUAUAAGAUCGGCAAUCAUGGCCAAGAGAGACUGUGAAAGAGAAGGAACACUCAUGAACUCGAAGUAUGGUCAGUGGUCUAUUUGGUUCGCUAGGGAUGUGACUGAUAAGCCAUGUAUA
Suhomyces tanzawaensis NRRL Y-17324 is the source of this 624-nucleotide messenger RNA. RefSeq lists its product as uncharacterized. The transcript has a single exon. The record is from RefSeq and is a predicted model, not a curated record. NCBI's taxonomy places the organism in Eukaryota, Fungi, Ascomycota, Pichiomycetes, Serinales, Debaryomycetaceae. The annotation marks the transcript as partial.